CAUCUAUUUAUCUAUCGUUCUUUGAGUGAUUGGGAAGUGUAUAAGUGUGAUUUUUGUAUUAAAAGAAGAAUAAACGACAAUUAAAUUAUCUUUAAAAAAGAGUGUAUAGGUGUAAAAUUAUCAAAAAUUAAUGGUAGAAUGUAAAGUGAAAGGCUUACUAAAAGUAUUAAAAAUCGUGAAUAUUUUUUCAGAACUUGUGUGCUUUCGAUUUAGUAAAUGUGUAACUCGUUCCUUUUUAUCUACAUAUGUAUGUAAAAGAUUGUGUCGUAUACACAUAUUAAUUUUUGUGUUAUUGAAAAAAUGCAGAGGAAUGCAAUUUAGGACACGCCAACUUAGCUUAUUUAUUUAAAAAGCUGCGAGCGAUCGUAAGCUAAAAAAGUUGAAUUUGAUUUUAAAUCUAUUAUGAAUAGCGAGUGUCUAAAGUAAUUAACCAACAACAAACCACUACUAAUUAGAAAAGUGUAAAGAGAAUCUAAAGUUAAACAAAAAAAUAUUAAUUUGUUAAAAUAUUAAAGUGUGUUCUAUGUGCAGUUUGUUUCAAAGGAAUAAUUGAGAGGUAAAUUGGAUUAUUGAAAUCCCUCUUUAUAAACAUUGACAACUUAGUGAUUUUUGCAGCCUGAUUAAUUGCAAAAUUUCGAUUUUGCUUGCGUCGACAACACGAAUCUGAAAGAACCGCAGCUGCUUUGUAAAUCUUUGAUAAAGGAUUUUAAUUCUCUAUAUUAUGUAAUGGGUUUAAAAGAAUAAUUAAAAAUUGUAAAUGCUUAGUUGGAUUACUGUUGCCAACGAGUAGCUGUAGUUUCUGAUCACAGUUUCGCACAUACCCAUGGUGUCUUGUAACAAUGCCUUCAGGGAAUACCGAAGAGUUGCGGCGAAAGUUUACUGUUGUACAGCAACAGCGCUCAACCCCGCCAACAUUGCCGGUGCCAAAUAUCGCUUUAACGCCCCACAGAAUUACAUCAUACGAUCCUCUAGAUGCUACCAUCACAACAUCAAUGAUGAUCCAUGGAACGCAAACAAUUCCGUUGCAAGAACCCGAACGUACUUAUGUCUUUCCCGGAACUGUAAAUAUUGGCGGUGGGCUUGGGGGAGGCGUUAUCGGUAGUAUGGCGACAGGAAUACCUGGCGUGGCUGUGGUAUCUGCACCCUCCCAUAGUCUCAGCGUUGGUACGGCUAGUCGCGGCCAUAUACGAUCAGUGAGCCAUGGUGGUGGUACCAUUUUAGGACCGAGUGGUAGGCCAAUAAAAUCAGCUAUGAAAGGUCAUCAACGAGCUUUUUCGCAAGGUCAAAUUACUGAUUCACCGGGUACGACUGGUGCCUCACGUGGUCAUAGUCGCGUAGGUUCGAAAACUGAUUUUAUUCUGCCACCUGGUCACAAGGAGGAAACAGAAAAUCGGGAAUUUGGACCAUCUGUUACAUCGUCAGCAGGUGGACGUGGCCAUUCACGACAAGCAUCACGCUCCGAAUCAAUAUACACACUUCGGCGUUCCGAAACGCCGCCAUGGUGGAAACGUAUCUUAGUAUGUCAUAGUGAGAAAUUUGAUGAGCGAAGUUAUCGAAUAGUUAUACCAAAUCAUACAGUUCCACCAAAAACCCCAAAACGCGAUCAUCCUAAUGGCGAUUUCGUCGGAAAUAAGAUCCGCACCACAAAGUACACCCUGCUUUCGUUCAUACCGAAAAAUCUACUCGAGCAAUUCCAUCGUGUGGCGAAUUUAUAUUUUAUUUUUAUCGUACUACUAAAUUGGUUUCCAGCUAUAAAUGCCUUCGGUAAAGAAGUUGCCAUGAUUCCAGUUUUGUUUGUGCUUGGUGUUACAGCGGUUAAAGAUUUGUUUGAAGAUAGACGUCGUCGUUCUUCCGACAAACGAAUAAACAAUACGACAUGUCGAGUUUAUGACGGUGAAACGGAACGGUAUAAGAAGAUAAAAUGGCAAGAUGUUCGCGUUGGGGACCUGGUUCACUUAUCAAAUAACGAAACGGUACCAGCAGACAUAUUACUUUUAAGAACUAGCGAUUUACAUGGCGCCUGUUAUAUUGACACUUGCGAUUUAGAUGGUGAAACAAAUCUUAAACGCAGAGAAGUAGUGCGCGGUUUCACUGAUAAACAGAAUAUGUUCACUCCCAGUAAAUUCGUGAGCCGCAUUGAAGCUGAUGCGCCGACCACAAAGCUUUACAGAUUCCAUGGAGCCUUAAUACACCCGACAGGAGAGCGUAUACCGAUUGCAACCGAAAAUUUGCUGCUAAGGGAGAGUCGCUUGAAAAACACUGACUUCAUUGAGGGAAUCGUGGUAUAUGCAGGCCACGAAACUAAAUCAAUGCUUAACAACAGUGGACCGCGCUAUAAGCGUUCACAAGUCGAGCAACAGAUGAAUAUUGAUGUGAUAUGGUGUGUGAUAAUUUUACUGAUAUUAUGUAUUGUGGGCGCAUGUGGCUGCAAAAUGUGGUUAAGCUCUUUUGAGCAAUUUCCUGUACCAUAUCUACCUUUUGAUGUACAUCCGAGCUACGAAGGUCUUUUGACUUUUUGGACAUACAUUAUAAUAUUACAGGUGAUGAUUCCAUUGUCUUUGUAUGUUACAAUUGAAUUAUGCAAAAUUCUGCAAGUAUACCACAUUCACAACAACAUCGACUUGUACGACGAGGAUACAAAUAAGAAAACAGAAUGCCGUGCGAUGAAUAUUACCGAAGAGUUGGGGCAAAUACAGCAUAUAUUUUCAGAUAAAACCGGUACACUGACCGAAAAUAAAAUGCUAUUUCGACGAUGUGUUGUCAACGGCGUAGACUAUAAUCAUCCGCCUUCUGAGUUGGAACGAUUACACUCAAAGCCUGGAACACCAGCACCACCACUUAUAACUAAUUCCACAUUAUUAAAUGAUAUGCUAGAAGUAAUUAAUUCUGGUCAGUAUUUAUCAUCAAAUGCUCAAAGGCUGCAGGAGUUUCUUUUGGUGUUGGCGAUAUGCAAUACGGUGAUAGUAAGUGCCACACCACAUCACGAUUUGAUGAAUGCCAGCGGCAUAAUUGAGGUGCAAGGAGCAGCCAGCAGUGAUUCAGUAGUUCUAAAAAAUGUAAAAGACAAUCAUAUCCCUUUACAAAAUAUCACACAAACAGAUUCAUCUUUAACUAUAGCGAAUAAUAACUUAGCAUCUGCUAUACCAGCAGAUCGCUAUACUCGCUUAGCUGAAUCACGUUCCGUAACACCGUCGCCACCACCAAACCUUGCGUAUGUUUUACCUACGCAGACGCAUAUUCCAUCGUUAUCGCCAAUAAGCAGCUCUGAAGAGACUACGCCUACGUCUGAUUCACCUCCCAUGAAAUUGAAGUCAUUUUCCAAUAGCAUAUCACCGACAGGACGAGCGAAAGCAGUGAUAAAUUCCAAAAUAACGAGCAUUACCUCGUUCCUAAACGUAAAGGUUCAAGCAAAGAAAUUUUCAAAUAAGUUAAAUCAAACAAAAAUUCAACAAUCAUUUAAAACGGCCAAUGGUAGACCAUUGUAUGAAGCCGAGAGUCCGGAUGAGCUUGCGCUUGUAAAUGCUGCCUACAGUUAUGACUGCUGUUUAGUCAACAGGAGUCCAAAUCAUAUACUAGUUAGCAUUCCUAAUUCUGGUAUGGUGGAGUAUGAGGUUCUAAAGAUUUUGCCAUUCGAUUCGAGCCGCAAGUGCAUGUCAAUUGUUGUGCGCCGUACCGGAACUCAGGAAAUAAUGCUUUACACAAAGGGGGCUGACAGCUCUAUUAUGCCUGUAUUAGUACCAUGCGCCCCCAAUACGCCUGAAGGUUUAAUGCGAGAAAAAACUCAACAACAGUUGGACCGUUAUGCUCGAGAUGGUCUGCGUAUAUUAGUUAUGGCAAAACGAAUAUUGAAUCCCGCUGAAUAUACGGAAUGGUGGGCACAUCAUCAAGAAAUUGAAAUGUCAUUGGAGAAUAGAGAACGACGUAUACGAGAUUCAUUUGCCAAGCUGGAGUGUAAUUUAACAUUACUAGGUGCUACAGGAAUUGAGGAUAGACUUCAAGAUGGCGUACCGGAGGCGUUAGCAGCACUGAUUUCGGCUGGUAUAUCAGUGUGGGUGUUGACUGGCGAUAAGCCAGAAACAGCAAUAAAUGUUGCAUAUUCUGCUAAACUUUUUACUCAACAAAUGGAGUUGUUGCGCCUAACGGCCCGUUCGCGCGAUGCGGCGGAAAGUGCAAUCAAUUUCUACUUGGCUGAUUUGGAUAACAGUAAAUCAUAUGAUACUCAUACUCGUCUGAAAACACGAGCUUUGGUUGUCGACGGCAAAACAUUGACUUUUAUUCUGGAUUUGCGUUCAAAACUCAUUAGACCAUUUCUGAAAUUGGCAAAGAGCUGUGCAUCUGUAUUGUGUUGUCGUUCGACACCGCUCCAGAAAGCAUAUUUGGUUAAGGUGGUAAAGGAAGAAUUGCGUCUCUGUACGUUGGCGAUUGGUGACGGUGCGAAUGACGUUUCAAUGAUACAGAUGGCAGAUGUUGGUGUCGGUAUUUCCGGUCAAGAGGGUAUGCAGGCUGUUAUGGCUGCUGAUUUUACGUUAUCUCGCUUUCGCUACUUGGAACCUUUAUUGUUAGCUCAUGGAUACUGGUGUUACGAUCGUUUAUCGCGCAUGAUACUAUAUUUCUUUUACAAAAAUGCCGCCUUCGUGUUCUUAAUAUUUUGGUACCAACUAUACUGCGGCUUUUCGGGCUCUGUUAUGAUGGAUCAAAUGUAUUUGAUGUUGUACAAUUUAAUAUUUACGUCCCUGCCGCCGCUUGCCAUUGGUGUCUACGAUAAACGCGUCCCUGAGGAUUUUUUACUACGAAAUUGUUAUUUAUAUAAACAUGGUCGUUUGGGUCUUGCCUACAAACCACAUGAUUUUUGGAUAGUGCUAUUGGAUUCAUUAUAUCAAAGUUUAGUUGUGUUUUUCAUGGCCUUGUGCGCUUAUGCGGAAAGUGAUGUGGGCAUAUGGGAGUUCGGGGCAACCAUAACAGCAUCCUGUUUGUAUACGAAUUUAGUUCAUGGUGCACUCGAAAUUCGAUCAUGGACUAUAUUACAUGUGCUCUCUAUUGCCUUGAGUCUUGGUUCCUUCUAUGCAUUUUCUAUUAUUUAUAACGCAACGUGCGUAAACUGUUUCGGACUACCUUCUACAUAUUGGGUUAUAUUUCGCUGUUUAGGCUCUCUAGUGCAUUGGCUAGUGAUACUAAUAUCGACAUUGGUGGCUGUCUUGCCUAGACUGGUAUUCACAACAAUUAAAAAUUCACUGUUUCCUGAUGAUAGCGCAACUGUUUUGCUACAAAGAAAAAAAGACCGCAGUAGAGGUGAGGGUUUGUUAGUUGCUUGGUCAAGGUCAACGUCAGCUUCAUCAAUUUAUAGAAUCGCCGAUUAUGGGUCUAAGAAUCAAAUUAUAACGACUAUUGCUUGAUAAACGAUGCCGGAAAGGAUAUUUUAGCAUAUUUAGUGUUAGUCAAUUCUUGGGCAACAAUCAGCUGUAUAAAUAGAAAUUCAUAAAUAUAUAUAUGAAUAUAUAUAUAUAAUGGUAUGUAAGUGUAGUAUUGAAGCGAGAGUGUGUGCUUAUAUACUGUGUGACUGUGAAUUCUUUAAGGCAUAAGUUCAAUAGUAUGUUUUAAGUUCGUUUCUGUUAAAGCCCUAUUAUGAUAAUAGCCUAAGGCUAUGUUAAAAUUAGUACAUCCGUACUUAAAGCUCUUCUUAAUAUACAUGUAAUUAUUUUUAUUUGUUUUCUAGAAAAGUGUGUAAUACAUAUAUAUUUUAGUAUUAAACUCAUUUGUAAAAUAACUGUAAUUAACUGGUGUAAAAUUAACUAGAGUAAUUUAUUUAUUUUAAGGUGAAUACUUUAAAGGGCGUUUCUUAAACCACUGUUAUAAUAUUUAAUAAUGUAUAAAUUUAAUUCAAUUAUUUUUAUCGUAUUCUAUUAGUAAUUUAUUUUAAGUUGCAAUAUUUUCACGACUCUGUAAACUAUGAAACGCUGAGUCGUCAUAUGAAGACAAUCCAUUAUAUUAUUAUCAAUUUCCCCAAAGAAAAAUGUUGUCAUUAGUUUAUUGCUUUUGUUAUCAACAUAUUGACAUUCCGAAAAGUACGCAGCCUAGGCCCUUGCAAAUAUCCACAAAAUUUGUUGACGUAGAAAUUAUUUGUUUAUUAACUUAAAAAUUGAUAUAUAUUUCUAAAUUUUAUGUAAUCUAAUUUCAAGUUUUUUGCUUAACAUUGCCAAAUUCGAAUAUGUUUGCUGUUAAUUUUUUUAAAUUUAACUUUCAAUAAAAAUAUCGGCCUUUAUUGAAAUCAAGCUGUAUUCUAUUGUUCCGAUUUUUUUUACUUUGCCAAAAGCUCGAAAAGGUUUAACAGAAAAUUUAACUCUCAGUUAUAUCAGUUUUCAUAGUUUCGAUUUAAUAUAUUUUUAUAUUCGAUUUAAAUAGUUAAAUUUUUUAUUCUUAUAUGUUUUUCUCCUAACAGACUUUUGUAACACUAAUCGAUAUAGAUAUAAUAUUAUAUACAUACAUACAUAUACAUACGUACAAAAUAUUUUUCGGUGUUUUACCUGUUUGUGGAAGCGUUGACUUUUGAAUACAUUGAGAUAUCUGAAUGAAUUCAGGACACAUUUGCUUCAUCUUCUGGCGUUAAUUGAAAAGCAUAAAGUGCUAUAACUCUGUUACCAAUUAAGCUACAUAACAAAGCUGGAAUUCGGUAUAGAGCAAUAACGUGUCGCAUUUCAUCAUAUGGCGUGAAUGUCAGAUAUCCGAUAAUAUUCACAAAUGCUUAAUGAAAUUGGGUGGGAAUGUUUACUGAUGAUUUCCAUUCUCUGGUUGACUUAACAAUUUCUAACGAAAUAUUAAUAUGUAUGUACGAUGUAUGUCAAAAUAUACAGCAUUUGUCCUAAACACAGUAUUUCAUGCUUAAAAUAUAUUUUAUCAUUAAAUAUCAAGAACUUUUGAUGGAUGGGUUGUAUAAAAUUGUGUCCAACACCAGCUUCUUGUUUUUUUCUGCAUUUACAGGAAUAUGUUAUAAGCAUAUCCAUGAUAUUUUAGAAAAUGAUAUGUUUUCUCAAUAAAUUUUCAAAUAGAACAAAAGAAAAAAAAACAAGGAGAACGCGUUAAACAAAGCUAGCGACGAUUUACAUAUGUACAUCGUUCAUAGGAUUCAAA
Molecule: messenger RNA, 7125 nt
Organism: Zeugodacus cucurbitae (melon fly)
Lineage: Eukaryota; Metazoa; Arthropoda; Insecta; Diptera; Tephritidae
Product: phospholipid-transporting ATPase VD
Exons: 17
Coding region: 840-5393 (1517 amino acids)
Biological process (GO): phospholipid translocation
Cellular component (GO): plasma membrane
Molecular function (GO): ATP hydrolysis activity; ATPase-coupled intramembrane lipid carrier activity; magnesium ion binding
Source: RefSeq, a predicted model, not a curated record